UCACUCUUUGCUGUGACACUAUGGCAAUGAAGUUGAUUUGCGGUUGCCUUCUGGCGGUUGCUCUGUUGGGCUGCCUGGCUGAUGCUCAAUAUACAUAUUCUAGCAAGCCUCAAGAGCCUCAGCAGCCUUACAGGCCCCAGGAGCCUCAGCAGCCUUACAGGCCCCAGGAGCCUCAGCAGCCUUACAGGCCCCAGGAGCCUCAGCAGCCUUACAGGCCCCAGGAGCCUCAGCAACCUUCCAAGCCACAGGUGUCUCACACAUCCAAACAGCCUCAGGUACCCACAGAAGUAUUUCACACUUGUGAAGUACCAGAUAACUACAGGAUACAGUGCGGGGCUCCUGGCAUCUCACCUGCAGACUGUGAAGCUAUAAACUGCUGCUAUGACGGACGCAUGUGCUAUUAUGGCAAAUCUGUAACUCUUCAGUGCACCAAGGACGCCCAAAUGAUUGUGGUGGUUGCCAGGGAUGCCACCCUACCUAACCUUGACCUGGAGAGCAUUUCCUUCCUCGAAAAACAUCCACACUGCGAUCCUGUUGGCACCACUUCAGCUUUUGCCAUCUACCAGUUCCCUCUCACUACCUGCGGCACAGUAAUGAUGGAGGAACCUGGUGUUAUAAUCUAUGAAAACAGGAUGGCCUCCUCAUAUGAAGUUGCUAUGGGACCCUGGGGAUACAUUACCAGGGACAGCAGCUAUGAGCUGCUCGUCCAGUGUAGAUAUAUUGGCACCUCAAUUGAGGCUCUGGUCAUUGAGGUUGGCCUGGUUCCUCCGCCACCCCCAGUCGCAGCUCCUGGACCCCUGCGUGUGGAGCUCAGGCUGGCCAAUGGAGAGUGUAAUUCCAAGGGUUGUGUGGAAGAGGACGUCGCCUACAACUCCUUCUACGUUGAUGCCGACUACCCCGUCACAAAAGUGCUCAGGGAUCCUGUGUACGUUGAGGUCCGAAUGCUGGAGAGGGCUGAUCCCAACCUCGUCUUGACUCUUGGAAGAUGCUGGGCAACUUCUAACCCCUACCCUCACAGUGUUCCUCAGUGGGACUUGUUGAUUAAUGGCUGUCCCUACAAGGAUGACCGUUACCGGACCCAAUUGGUCCCUGUGGGGGCCUCGUCAGGACUCCUGUACCCAACCCACCACAGCCGUUUUAUUUUCAAGAUGUUCACGUUUGUAGGCGCUGCACCUGCCAAUCCUGGUGGCAAGGGAGGCAAGACUUCAGAGGUUAUGGAUCCUCUCAGGGAAAAGAUCUAUAUUCACUGUGACGCAACUGUGUGCCAGUCCACUCUUGGAAAUGAUUGUCAACCUAGGUGCUUCAGAAAGAGGAGAGACAUUGCUGCUUCCAGUAGGGGAGACCACAGGGCUGAGACCACUUUGGUAAGCAGUCAGAUGAUCGUCGUCACUCAGGGAUGAACCAGGCUCUGCUUGUAACAACAUCGAGAUGGAACCCUCUUAUUAUGACAUCUCUGUUCCAGAUGUUUACUGAAAAGUGACUGAGUUUCAAAUAAAUCUUCAAGUUGCUGAAUGUG
This is a messenger RNA of Acanthopagrus latus (yellowfin seabream), 1516 nucleotides long. RefSeq names its product zona pellucida sperm-binding protein 4-like. Lineage: Eukaryota; Metazoa; Chordata; Actinopteri; Spariformes; Sparidae. The coding region runs from base 21 to 1400 and encodes 459 amino acids. Gene Ontology annotation, cellular component: egg coat. The record is from RefSeq and is a predicted model, not a curated record. Gene Ontology annotation, molecular function: acrosin binding; structural constituent of egg coat. Gene Ontology annotation, biological process: prevention of polyspermy; binding of sperm to zona pellucida. The transcript is spliced from 8 exons.